CUGAUGUCACUUCCGGUGACGUUAUCGCUUGAGAAAUCUGCAAGACCGAAAGCGGGCAUCAAUGGGCCUUGACUACAGGGAACACAGCCUUUCGUCAUGUAUAGCUGUGAAAGCGGGAGCCUGCAUUUGUGUAUAGGGACUGUUUUCUUUUAGAUUUGGUGUUUGUAGUUAACGUUAAGCGCGCAGAAGGCGGAUUUAUUGACAGGUUGGUGACGGAAGGAGACAAAGCUCUCGGAUAUUCCUGUUGUUCUUGUGGAUGCAACUUUAUUACAGGUUCCAUGCAGGAGUUGCCGUCCACCAUGCUAAGAUAAAGGCGCAGGAUCGUGUUCUGAAGAUGCUAAAGCGACUGGACAAGAUAAGGUUCAGAGGACCGAAGCGUGAUGAGUUCCUCGACAUUGCAGAGUCACCAAACGCCUCGGACAGUGAAUGCAAUGAUGAUCUCUUGAUAAAACCUCCAGCGUCCAUUAAAGACGGAGAGGAAGUACGGGACCCUGCUGGUCCAGGGUCCAUCGUCAUGGCUGCUGCUCUCCAGGACUACCAGAGGACAGAGGCAGACAGGCUCAAUGAGGUCAAGGGUCACCUUGAAAUCGCCUUACUGGAGAAACAUUUCCUUCAGGAAGAAUUGAGGAAACUCAGAGAGGAGAUGAACGUUGAGACACUGAAGCAGGAACUUGAGAAAGAGAAAUUGAAAAGACUUGACCUUGAACAGAAAAUGAAUGAAAUCCUUAAAACCAGACCAGAGGAUUCCCCGCCUCCUCCUGCCAAAGCUCAUGGUCCUGCUGUCAAUGGGACAGGAGAAAAGCAGAAGGAGUCUGUGAGCUCGAAGCUAUGGAAAUGGUUGUAUGAACGCUUCGGUGUGUACAUAGAGGACUUCCGCUUUCAGCCUGAGGAGAACAUGGUGGAGACGGAGGAGCCACUCAGCGCUAAAAGAUUAACUGAAAAUAUGAGGCGUCUGAAACGAGGAGCUAAACCGGUCACUAACUUCAUGAGAAACCUUUCUGCCUUAUCCAGCUGGCACUCUGUCUACACAUCAGGCAUCGCCUUCAUUAUCUAUAUGUACGCUGUGUGGCGUGGCUGGGCAAUUCCUAUGUUUCUCUUCCUAGCUAUUCUCCGUCUGUCUUUAAAUUACCUCAUAGCAAAAGGCUGGAGGAUUCAGUGGAGUAUUGUGCCUGGGGUGUCUGAGCCAGUGGAACCUCCGAAAGAAGAUUUAACUGUCUCUGAGAAGUUCCAGUUAGUGCUGGAUGUGGCACAAAAAGCACAGAACCUCUUUGGAAAGAUGUCAGAUGUUCUAGAGAAAAUCAAAAACCUGUUCAUGUGGGUGCAGCCUGAAAUCACUCAGAAGUUGUAUGUUGGUCUAUGGCUAGCGUUCAUUGCUUCCUGCCUGCUGCCUUACAAACUCGUAGGCUUCCUAAUUGGGCUCUAUGCUGGAAUCAAGUUCUUUAUUAUUGACUUUAUCUUCAAGAGCUGCCCCAAACUUAGGGAUAAAUAUGACACGCCACACAUUGUAUGGAAAAACCUGCCAACUGACCCACAGCUCAAAGAACGCCAGAGCGGCAACAUCAGCAGACGGCUGUCUGCCUAUGAAAAGCCAGAGAGGAUCGAAGACAACUCGACUCCUUUGGUCUACUGUUUUGAUGAAGAUGGGCUCCUGUGUUUCACUAUCCAGCCUGUGGUCGCACGUGGCAGCCUAGUGACCGCAGUGCCAUGCGGUGUUGGCCGUGACGAGGAGACUGGGCGUGCCUACAGCACCAAGCGAGGUCCUUUCCAUGAAGUCUUCAAUUUGCCUGAGAAUGAGCGCCCCCUACCAGUGUGUGAGCACGGGUGGCGUUGCUGCUUAAUCAACAGGGACAGGAAAAUGCCCACUGACUACAUACGGAAUGGCUACCUCUACGUGACAGAAAACCACUUAUGCUUUGAGAGCUCCAGCUCCCGUUCUGCAUCAUCAAAGAAGAAUAAAGUCAUCAGACUUCAAGACAUUACAGACAUUCAGAAGUAUAAGGUUUUGUCAGUAUUGCCUGGAUCUGGGAUGGGAAUCUCAAUAGCCACACCUUCUACACAAAAGCCUCUUGUGUUUGGUGCCAUGAUUCACCGAGACGAAGCCUUUGAGGCCAUCAUCAGCCAGUACACAAAGAUCAUCGGUGCCACUCCCCAUGUUACAGUGACAAACCUGGAAACGUAGAACAUGUGGUGAAGUGUUUUACAGUUUAACAGUGCAGCUUCUUCCACUUCUUCUCUUCCUCAAGGAGGUACAGGGAUACAGAGAAAGAUUUAUUAAAAAAAAAAAAAAAAAAAAGGAAUCCAUGUCCCUUUGGGUGCCUGUGCUGCGUUUUUAGAAGUGUUUAAAACAUGGCUCCUUUGUGAUGAGAUAUUUGCACCAGUGUUUUUUUUUUUGUGUAUCUCCUUUGGGAAUUAACUGAGUACCACGGAACUGCUAAUACAGAGCAGGAGCUGGUUCUCCUGACAGUGUCAUGUAUGAUUCUAGUCUUGUGUGUCAUUUUUUGUGUCAUAUAUAGUGUGAGUGUGUGUGCGCAAGCAUGUGUGUGUGUGUGUGUGUGUGUGUAUUAUCAUCUAACUUUUAAUCCUGGAGCGAGUUCUCCUUACUGUUUAUGAGACUAUUCUCAUCUGUGUUUCUCUGUGUACUGUCAAACAACUUUUAACCCCCCUCUUUUAUUUCUAGCAUUUUUUUUAAUUGUAUUGCCUCCAGCCUUGCACAUGGGGACACUGCAGUUUGUGGUGCUGAGAUAUAGGGAAUACCACGGGCUGAAGUGGAGCCGCUGCUGAUCCUUCAGAAGUGCUCAGAAACAUAUACCAUGGCCUUUUGUUUUAAACCUCGAUGCUGCAAGCUUGGGUUUUACUUUAUGCUGGAAACUACAGAGUUAAACAGAAAACCCAACUGUUGGGAAUUUCUAUCUGCACCACUCCUAAAUUCUUCAAAGAAGUGUGAAUACAUUGUAGAGAAUUCUGUUUAUCAGUAAAUGUGAGGAAAUAAACAUUACACAGUGGGACGGUAAGCAUCCAGCAUGGAUACUUAUAUUGGCUGCCCUGUAGCUACAAGCUACUCGAUCAUUUAAAUUAAAUUAAGUACAGUUGUACAUCAUGUAUAGAGCAAGGAAUCUGGAUUUCAAUUCAUCACUAUAGAAUGUAUUCUUUACUCACAUGCCACAGAGAAAAAAGUUGCACCAGGUGGGAUUUUGGCAUUGUGUGGAUUCAAUACAAGUCCCAUGAAAUAGACAAGUAAAAAAUUGGGCUUAAAAUCCCACUACAAUCUGAUUUCUUUUCACUGUGUGGUGUACAGAGCUGUAUGGGGAUGAAAAUUUCACACUAUAACGCUGCAUGUUAACCUUCUCUUCUCCCUGUAAUGUCUCAUCACAUAAAGAUGUCCUGAAAAAGCCUUCAGUCUUAUAAAUGUACCAGUAUAUAAGGAAUUCACCUAGCUUACUGUUGUGAAAAUGUGUGUGCCACAUACUGUAAAGUGUUCUCUCUUCCUGUAGUUGCUGUGGGAAUACUUUACAAUUUGUCCCAGUGUACGGUCGCUGUCCCCAUUCCCAUGCAGCUCUCUAGUGUGUAACUGCUGCACCUUAACGGUCCUGCUCAUCUUCAGAUAGGGUUAGGAAUGAUAGGAUUAAGCAAUUUGGUUAAUCAGUGUUUGCUCUGAAUGACACAUUUUUAGUUAUUCCAAUAAGCUCACACAAUAAGCACAACCACACCAUUAACUGAGAGUGUAAGAGGUGUGAAGGGAUGUUCUUCUCAAGCAUUUUCCUGUCUGCUGUGUAUAGAAUUGUUACCAAACUUGAACUAUUACAUGCUCCAUGUUGCAGGAAUGCUUCCAUUAGCUGUCCUAAACCCUUUGCACAAACAAACAAAACUUUUGUCUAUAUGUAUAGGCCAUAUAAAGGAACACUUCUGAAAUAAUCCACUUAAUAUCUAUCCAUUGUGUCUGUAUCGGGUUUGAGGAUUUUUAUUUUAAGAUUUUCAGAAGUUUUUUUUUUUUUAAUGAAAUCCUGUGGUGGUGUUUUUUUUUGUUUUGUUUUGGUUUUAAACAGUUUAUAAUGGUUGUCUAAGGGCAAAAUUUUGUCAGUACAGCAGCAGUUUGUAGGUACAAAUCUACAGUAUCCCAUUGAAUCUAGAUUGAAUCUUCAGUAAAAUCUGCAAAUUAAUGAGGAUUUCAGAAUGAGACAUUUAAAAACUGUCGACUUUGAGUUUUAACUUUUGAAUUGUGUAGCAAUGCACUAAAGUCGAUGUAUUGACACUCUCAGGUGACCCUCCAUGUUUUUACUAUAAGUUAGUUUUUAUAGUAGUAACACAUUAGUUCCAUGCCAAGUGUGAAUAAUGCAUAAUACAUGUAAAAGCCUUAGUUUACAAAAAUCUUUGCCUAUAGAAUUAGUCAUUGUGCUACAUUUUCUGCCCUUAGACUUCUAUUAGAUUAGAUUCUUCGAGUGAACAGUUUUGUUUUCCAUUCUUUACACAGUACAGAGAAGUGUGUAGAAAUUCAUGUCUGUAGCAGUUGCCAAAUGCUGCUACAGUCACAUUAAAAAAGAUGAUUUUUAAAAAAUUUUUACGUACUUGAUUUUGAGCUUAUAUUCAUAAUUAGUGUAUCCCGAUGUAUUUCACUGUAGCCUCGUUACAAUGUAGUACGUACUUGUUAUUGCUUGUAAUUACUACUUGUUAAACCAUUACGAAUCCAAACAUGCCUUUUUUUUCCUUGUAUCCAGAAACAAUUUUAUUAUGCCAGUCUAUUGUGAGAGGGGAAAACAACUCCUCAUGAUGAUAUCACCUACUAAGCCUAUGUACUCAACUAGCCACAUGACUCUGUGCUAACCAGCACUUUAUACAAGUAGCAUUUGUGUACAUGUGUCUGUGUUGUUUCUGUUCCUACUGCUAUGGCACAUUAUUCUUGUUAAUUAGCUAUGUGUUUCACUUUGUGCUUCUCAUUAUUUUCCUCACCAUCUUGUUAAAUGGAGUCACCACUGAUUUAACUCUAAAUGGUUUAGUGCUGUAACUAAAAGUUUUGGGUUCUUACCGAGUGUAAAAUGCAAUCAGCUAGUACAACAUUGAAUCGUUACAGUUUUCAUUUGAGGCUUGAAGCUCUGUAAUUAACAUAGCUCAUAAUUAAUCAUAGACAUCCUAAGACCUCAGCGAAGAUACAGAUGGCACAUUAGAGACGAAGCACAGAAUUUCCUGGAAACAAUUUGCCAAAUAUUAUGUCUGUGUUACUGUUUGAUGUUUGCUAUGCCCUUUACCUGCUCUGUCUACAGAGUAAAUUAUUUUCUUGGCCUUGUUUGAUCCCUAGAGAGAUCUAGGGGCAUGAGAAUGGGCCCCACAGGUUUUAUGGUAAGUGUCUAUGGUACUUUAAGGUACUAAGGGUUUAAAUUGAUUAUGAAAAAUUAGCUGAUGUGUUAAAGUGUUCUGUUUUUGAUUGGUAGGGUGUCUUCUAUCUUGUUUUUCAUUGUGCAGCAUACUCAAGAUGUACAUGCAGGAAAACAGAUAUUAGGGACCUUUUUUUUCACCCUUUUUUGUUGUUGGACAUUUUAAAAAGUUUUGUCUGAUUUGGUUGUCUGUGUUUAUAUGGUUAGCCAAAGACUAACAGUGUUUUUAUUUUUAUUUUUUUUUGUUGUUGUUUUGUUGUUUUUAUUUUUUUAAUGAAUUUUUAGAGGAUCCAGUUAAGAAAACCAUGUAUAGAACACAUUAAAUCAUUAACCUCAGAUCAACUCAUUGAUGCUGUUUUAAAAUUCUGUGCGCAUGCAGUUAAUCGUACAUGAUGAUUAUUUUCUCUGGUUUGGUUACUCAGUCAGUAAGCUGUAGAGCUGCCCCAUGGAGGUUUCACAAAGACAACAACAGAAAAUCAUGUUAAACAAGCCUCUGAACUGUUUUUAAAGAAGUUGUCUAAUAUAAAUGUGUUGUACAUUUUUCUAUUUAAGUAAAAUAAUUUAACAUA
Messenger RNA from Tachysurus fulvidraco (yellow catfish), 5935 nucleotides. It is a transcript of the gene gramd4b, whose product is annotated as GRAM domain containing 4b. The transcript is spliced from 21 exons. Lineage: Eukaryota; Metazoa; Chordata; Actinopteri; Siluriformes; Bagridae. The coding region runs from base 257 to 2179 and encodes 640 amino acids. Gene Ontology annotation, biological process: negative regulation of toll-like receptor 9 signaling pathway; apoptotic process. The record is from RefSeq and is a predicted model, not a curated record.